Anopheles coluzzii is the source of this 2032-nucleotide messenger RNA. Its product is annotated as organic cation transporter protein-like. Gene Ontology annotation, molecular function: transmembrane transporter activity. The transcript has 4 exons. The coding region runs from base 1 to 1635 and encodes 544 amino acids. Lineage: Eukaryota; Metazoa; Arthropoda; Insecta; Diptera; Culicidae. The record is from RefSeq and is a predicted model, not a curated record. Gene Ontology annotation, cellular component: membrane. Gene Ontology annotation, biological process: transmembrane transport.
AUGGCACCACCGCUAGCGUUUGAUGAUGUGCUCGUCGAGAUUGGCACGUUUGGCCGGUUCCAGCUGCGGCAGUUCCUGCUCAUGAUACUGCCGCUCGUGUUUAACGCCUUUUCCAACCUUUCGUACGUGUUCACGGCGGCUGACCUCAAGUACAGAUGCUACAUCCCGGAGUGUGAGAAUCGAACCGAUGCGGCGUACCUUACCGAAUGGUUGCCGGCGGCCGUACCGUACCAACGCAACCAACCGGCCGGGUGUGAACGGUACGAAGCGUUUGUAAACAUCACCGGCGACUAUUUACAAUGCCAAGCGUCCGAUUUCAACCACUCCGCUAUCGCGCGAUGCUUCGACUUUGUGUAUGAAGAUAAAGCGGCCACAACGAUUGUGAAUGAAUUCAACUUGACGUGCGACGAGAACACGUGGAAGAUAACUCUCGUCGGUACGAUUCACAGCGUCGCCCAAGGGCUGGCGCUGCUGCUUGGUGGUUUAUUUUCGGAUCGCUACGGCCGCAAAUGGGCCCUGCUGCUAAGCAUCGGUCUGGGUUCGACCCUGGGCAUCGUGCGGUCCUUCUCCGUGAACUACGAGAUGUUUUUGGUGCUCGAGUUUUUGGAACCCCUGCUCGGUUCGACCAUGUACACGACGGCGUUCAUCCUCGGCCAGGAGCUCGUUGGACCGAAGCACCGUGUCUUUGCGAAGAGCCUCUGUUUGGUCGUGUUUGCACUUGGUGAAGCUACCAUGGGCGUCAUUGCGAUGUUCGUGCACAACUGGCGCUACUAUUUGCUGGCCCUGUUCGUACCGGGGCUCGUCUCCCUGGCCUUCCUGUGGGUGACGGCCGAAAGUGUGCGCUGGUUGCUUUCGAAGGGCCGCAACAGGGAAGCCAUCGUCAUACUGGAACGAGCGGCCACCGCUAACCGGCGAACGUUGUCGGAAAGUACGCUCAAGUACUUCGCCACCAAUGACUAUCAGCGUGAAACGCCCGACCUGCCGGCCAAUCCGUCGUUCUUCGAACAGCUGGCCGAGGUGUUCCGAUACAAGCGGCUAACGAUACGGCUGGCAAUCUGCUCGUUCUGCUGGUUCACGAACGUGAUGGUGUACUACGGGCUGACGCUGAACUCCGUCACGUUGGCCGGGGAUAAGAACGUUAACUUCAUCCUAAUCACGCUGGUCGAAAUACCUGGAGCCGUUUGCAUGAACUUUAUCCUGAACCGAUUCCCCCGCCGAAUGACACAGUUCGUGUCGCUGGCAGUGUGCGGAGUGCUGUGCCUGGUCACACUAGCCAUUCCCGAUGACGACAGCUGGAUCCACACGGCAAUGUUUCUGUUCAGCAAGAUGGCCAUAUCGUUUUCGUUCGGCGUGCUGUACAUCUACACGGCCGAAAUCUUUCCCACCAAUCUGCGGCAAAGCUUACUCUCCAUGUGCUCCAUGAUCGGUCGGCUGGGUUCGAUCGUCGCACCACAAAUGCCACUGCUUGCCAAGGUGUGGAAACCGCUGCCGAUGACACUGUUCGGGUCGAUUGCGCUACUGUCAGCCUUUACCAUUUUAGAAUUUCCCGAGACGGGCAAUGUUCGGCUACCGAACACGGCCAGCGAGGCGGAGAAUCUUAAAGCGAACAGUUUCGAUAGUGAUCGUUCAGAAUAAAAAGGGGAUAUGCUACGCGCAUAUCAUUAUUGCUAUAGCCACGUAAGCCACUGCCAAUUCCUACAACUUAUCGAUGACAACAGGAUCGCCAGUUCCUGUGGAAGUCAAUCAAUCAUCCGAUCAUCGCAUAAAAUGAUGAAACAAUUAGAUAACAAUUCAAAGGAAAUGACACUGGUACGCUUCCAACAGUUACGAUUCGAGGACUCGACCUUUGAUACUACUACCCGAACAAGCCAGUCCAGCGCGUUCGCGACCACAUACUCAUUUAAAAUCUAAACAAACACGCUGGAAGCAUCACCUCAUAUUUUAAAAGAUUAAACAUUAUCAGCGUCAAUGAGUGGCUCUGGCAGCUGAUAAUCAUUUAAAUGGGUUCCGCGUUUAUCACCGAGCCGUUUGC